AUGCAACAAAAGGCCAACCCCAACCAACGGCGUGUCUUAGCAAGUGUGGUCAGGUUCAUCAAGAACGCAGACAUCAGGCUGUCCAGGCCAUCCGAAAUGGACGAAAAACGGAAAUGGUGCCAGCAGAAUAACAAUGAGAUGAGUUGGUCCGGCUUUUGGCAAGUUCCGUGGCGACGUUGGUAUCUCGUCAUCUCGGUGGUCACUCUGGUGAUUGCAAAUUACUGCUUUGCCGAAGUGUUCGUGUUUGUGGCAAACCGCCACGGUGCGGUAUUGUUUGACCCAGUACUGGCAUUGUUUGAUCCCAUUGACAAUAGUGUUGCCAUCUCUCUGGUCCUCUAUUCCUCCAUGGGGCUCUACUUUUCGGAUCAACUCUUUCGACCCAGAGCUCUCCUCGCUGGUAACCACUCCCUCUUUCUCGUCAUUUCCAUUCGAGCCAUCACACUCCUCUUGACACCCUUGGAAGCUCCGCCCAAAGUCAUCCCCCUUGGCGACCCCGUCUUGCGGCUUCUCUUCCACACCAGCACGGACUACACCAAGGAUCUAUUCUUCUCGGGGCACACUGCCACAACGACCUUGAUGUGCCUCAAUGCGAGAGGAUGGCGCAGAAACGUCCUACUCUUAUCCACUUUGCUGGUGGCAACGGGUGUUCUCUUGCAACAUGCCCACUAUACCGUGGAUGUGGUUGGGGCUCCAUUCAUUGCAUUCACCUGCUACAAGAUCGCGGUUUGGUUUGAUGCCAUAAUGCCAUACAAGGUUUGCAGCAAGGUUUGCAUUCAUUGAAUCCACCAAGCCCUAUUAAUAGCAUUCAUAAUCUCACCCAACC
Molecule: messenger RNA, 823 nt
Organism: Seminavis robusta
Lineage: Eukaryota; Bacillariophyta; Bacillariophyceae; Naviculales; Naviculaceae
Source: the annotation of a GenBank genome assembly